This is a messenger RNA of Apus apus (common swift), 2337 nucleotides long. RefSeq names its product protein-arginine deiminase type-1-like. The record is from RefSeq and is a predicted model, not a curated record. Bases 179 to 2164 code for a protein of 661 amino acids. The transcript has 16 exons. Gene Ontology annotation, molecular function: protein-arginine deiminase activity; calcium ion binding. Lineage: Eukaryota; Metazoa; Chordata; Aves; Apodiformes; Apodidae. Gene Ontology annotation, cellular component: cytoplasm.
CCCUGCUCCAGCACCAGGAAGCACGGCUGGUCACCCUGUGCAACCAGCCCCGGAGGCUGAGAGCCUGGAGGUGGGAUUAAGCCAGGCUUUGAUUAAUCCCCUCCCAGCAACCAGACUUUAUAAAUCCCCUGGUGCCACCCCUUGCAGCACCCAGGGGUGCCCCAGGGGCUGGCCCAGCAUGGCCCAGCAGCGCCGUGUCCAGCUCUCCACCCAGCGUCCCACCAGCACCGUCUGCGUCCUGGGCACUGAGCUCUCCCUGGAUAUCUGUGGCUCUGCACCCAAGGAUGCUGUUGCCUUCCACGUCCAGGGGACACCAGGUGUGAAGCUCUAUGUGGUGCAUGAGAAGCAGAGCAUCAAGUUGCCCUCCACCGUGGGCCGCUGGCCCCUGGCCACCAGCACUGAGGUGCUGCUGGCCAUGGAUGCCCUCAGCAAGGAUGUGGGUGAUGAAAAGGUCAGGAUCUCAUAUUUUGGGGAGACUGGUGGGGUGCCCGUGGGCAGAGCCAUGCUGUACCUCACCUGCGUGGAGGUCUCGCUGGACGCCGACACCACCCGCGGCGGAGCCGUGAGCAGGACACUGCUGGAUAAGACAACAUGGACCUGGGGUCCUGAUGGCCAUGGGGCCAUCCUGCUGGUGAACUGCGACCGCGAUGACCCCGAAGCCGAGAUGCCGGAUAACCGGGACGACACCAUCCGCUCCUACGCCGACCUAAAGGACAUGUCCCAGAUGGUGCUGAGGACCCGAGGCCCCCGCACCAUCUUCGCUGGCCACCGCCUCCUCCUCCACGUGGACUUUGGCCACGCCAAUAAAGUCAGAGUUUUCUACGGUGGCAGCUGUGCUUCACUGGAGGAGUACAAGCACGUGUUGGGGGGCUCCAAGCUCGUCUACGCCCUGAAGCCCAGCCGGCACCAGGAGGAGAGCACCUUCUAUGUGGAGGGACUUGCCUUCCCAGAUGUUGGCUUUUCAGGGCUGGUGGCCUUCCAUGUCACACUGCUGGAGAGCCCUGAGAAGGGGUUGCUGGAGACACCGAUUUUCACCGACACGGUGGUUUUCCGCGUGGCUCCGUGGAUCAUGACCCCCAACACGGCAGCACCACUGGAGGUUUUUGUCUGCAGUGUGGAUGAUAACGAGCAUUUUGUGGCUGCUGUGGGUGCCCUGGCUGAGAAAGCCAAAUGCCCGCUCACCAUCUGCCCGCCGCCCGAGAACCGCCAGGACCGUUGGAUCCAGGACGAGGUGGAGUUUGGCUACGUACAAGCCCCUCACAAGACCUUCCCUGUCGUCUUCGAUUCGCCCCGUGACAGAGGGCUGAGGGAUUUCCCUGUCAGAAGCAUCUUGGGCCCUGAUUUUGGUUAUGUGGCCCGGAAAGCUCCAGAAGGUGCUUCCAGCCUUGAUUCCUUUGGUAAUUUGGAGGUGAGUCCCCCCGUGACAGUGCAGGGCAAGGAAUACCCCUUAGGUCGCAUCCUCAUCGGCAGCAGCUUCCCCAGAUUCGGUGGCCGGCGGAUGGCGAAGGCCGUGAGGGAUUUCCUGGUUGCCCAACAAGUCCAGGCUCCAGUGGAGCUUUUUUCUGACUGGCUCCAGGUUGGCCAUGUAGAUGAAUUCCUCAGCUUUGUCCCUGCUCCUGACCGGAAGGGUUUCCGGCUGCUCCUGGCCAGCCCCAGUGCCUGCUACCAGCUCCUCAAGGAGAAGCAAGAGGAGGGGUUUGGAGAGGCAGCAAUGUUCCAGGGGCUGGAGGGGGUGCCCAAGCCCACGAUAACUGAGAUCCUGGCUAACGAAGGGCUCCGGAAAUUCAAUAAUUAUGUCCAGAGCUGCAUCAGCUGGAACAGGGACAUCCUGAAGCGAUCUCUGGGGCUGGCUGAGCCAGACAUCCUGGACAUCCCCCAGCUCUUCCGUGGAGCUGCUGCCACCGGUGCUGAGGCCUUCUUCCCAGACAUGGUGAACAUGCUGGUGCUGGGCAGACACUUGGGCAUCCCCAAGCCCUUUGGACCACGGGUGGGUGGGCAGUGCUGCCUGGAGGAGCGGGUACGGGAGCUGCUGGAGCCCCUGGGCCUCACCUGCACCUUCAUUGAUGACUACUUCUCCUACCAUGUCCUCUCUGGGGAGAUCCACUGUGGCACCAACGUCCGCCGGAAGCCCUUUGCCUUCAAGUGGUGGCACAUGGUGCCUUGAAGUGGCCUCAGUGCCACCAUUCCUCCUCUUCCUUCCCAAAUCAUCCAAUCCCAGACUGGUUUGGGUUGGAAAGGACCUUAAAGAUCAUCUAGUUCCAACUCUGUCCCUCUCCCCAUCCCCUCAAGUGCCUUCAGCAGCGGUGGCCUUGGAAAUAAAAAAGGGCUGCAGCUUUC